AUGUUUAGCGCGACCGAACUCGAACGAUAUGAAGUUGUUCCAGAAGCAGACCCCACGACCAUGGAGCAACCCAUCUCAGACGUGCUACCUAACGUAGAGAUGGUUGCCGAAAGGCCUUCAGAAGCGGAUGCGGACGGAACAACUUCCCAGGAUAUAGAGCAUAUGAGGAGCAUACUAGAAGGGGCGAUUCUAGAGAUCCGAAGAACUCACCUCGAAGAGAGACCGAAGCUGCCCCGGAUACAUCCAAAUGUGGCGACGCGGGAUGCCAUUGAGGCCGCAAAUGGACUGCUGCCUCAAUACCUUGAGGGCAGCGGUGACCUGGGAGAGACGAGUUCAAUCCUGUUUGGCGCUGCGUUGGCAGUAUGCCGAUAUACCGGCGCAAAAAUGCCCCGGGCUGGACGUAAUAUCCAAAGGGAUAAUGCGAAACCAGCCUGGAAAAGAAGGAUUGAGCGACGGAUCACCCAGGCCAGGGUCCUCAUUGGCAGACUGCUCUGCUUCAGGGAGGGCAAUACACGCCCGAGAAUUAUGCGCUCCGUAAAAAAGGCCUUUGCUGGGACAGGUGUACGUCUGUUCCAGCCGGACUUCGGACAAAAACUUACGGAGCGUAUAGAUGACCUGAAGCAAAAGGUCGCUGCAUGGGGGACGCGACUCCGACGGUACUCUGAGAGGGUCGAGAGGUAUCAACAGAAUCGUCUCUUUACGAGUGAUCAACGGAAGUUUUAUAGAAACUUGGAGCGCCCAAAACUACAGCCCACAGGACAAAGACCCGAGACAGCCAAUUUCGUCGCCUUCUGGCGACAGCUGUGGUCUGAACCUGUGGAACAUGAGGAGGGCGCAUGGAUGCACGGUGUUGAGGAAGCAUGUGCUCGAAUAACACCGAUGAACGUCAUUGCCAUUACGCAGGAGGACGUGGUUGCUGCGAUCCGUCGGGCUCCGAACUGGAAAAGUCCGGGAAUCGACGGAUUGCAACACUACUGGUUAAAGGCGUUCUCGGCCAGCCAUGCAACCUUAGCCGUGCAAUUCCAGAGUGCCCUCGAAAACAGGGCGCUCCCGAACUUCCUUACAACCGGGAUCACUCAUUUAGCUCCUAAGACGGACGAUACCGCGGAUCCAUCUAAAUAUCGCCCCAUAACUUGUCUUACGACAAUAUAUAAGACGUUAACAUCUGUUCUGAGCGCUAAGAUCUCUCGUCAUGUGUACGAAAAUAAGAUCCUAUCUAGCGCUCAGAACGGAUGCAGGGGCGGUAGCCGCGGAUCGAAGGAGCUUCUCCUCAUUGAUGCUGUCGCUGGCCAAGUGGUUAAGCGGAACCGUCGGAAUUUCUCCGCUGCUUGGAUAGACUAUAAAAAGGCGUUCGAUUCCGUGCCCCACUCAUGGCUUCGGAGGAUACUCGAGCUGUACAAGAUCGACGGUACGGUUCGGGUGUUCCUGGAGACAUGCAUGGGGCAAUGUACGACGAUCCUGUCUAUCCAGGGCGAGCGAUUAACGGAUACCGCUGACCGGAUUGAGAUUAAGAGGGGAAUAUUCCAGGGCGAUUGUUUGAGUCCACUUUGGUUUUGCCUGUCCCUGAAUCCUCUCAGUACUUUACUGGAGAAUUCGGGGACUGGAUUUCAGUAUCGGAGAGGAGGUACACGAGUGCCUCACCUUCUGUACAUGGAUGACUUGAAACUACUAGCUCCGAUGUCGAACGCCUGA
Messenger RNA from Achroia grisella, 1692 nucleotides. RefSeq lists its product as uncharacterized. The record is from RefSeq and is a predicted model, not a curated record. The coding region runs from base 1 to 1692 and encodes 563 amino acids. The transcript has a single exon. NCBI's taxonomy places the organism in Eukaryota, Metazoa, Arthropoda, Insecta, Lepidoptera, Pyralidae.